AAUAAUUUUACCAAAACCCCAAAUUGUUCUCUUCUCCAAAAAAGUUUGCAAGUCUAUUUGCUUGGAGAAAAAGAAAACCAAGCAAAAUAAACAUAGUAGAGCAGUGAACUGAACAAAAGCACCAUCGUCCAUUUUCCAUCGCCAUCUCAUUUCUUAGUCUCAUUGCCUUUCUUUCUCUCUAGAAUUCCCCGCCCGUGCAAGGUAGUUGUCACUUUAUCACUUUAUAGAGAUGUUCCUCACUAGGACCGAGUAUGACAGAGGAGUCAAUACCUUCUCACCUGAAGGCCGAUUGUUUCAGGUUGAGUAUGCUAUUGAGGCUAUCAAGCUGGGUUCUACUGCAAUUGGGAUAAAGACUAAGGAUGGUGUUGUGCUUGCUGUGGAAAAGCGUAUCACAUCUCCAUUGCUGGAGCCUAGCAGUGUUGAAAAAAUCAUGGAAAUUGACGAGCAUAUAGGAUGUGCUAUGAGUGGAUUGAUUGCUGAUGCUCGCACACUUGUUGAGCAUGCACGAGUGGAGACUCAGAAUCAUAGGUUCUCUUAUGGUGAACCAAUGACUGUUGAGUCGACUACACAGGCUCUAUGCGAUCUCGCACUUCGUUUUGGGGAAGGAGAUGAAGAGUCAAUGUCUCGCCCUUUUGGUGUAUCUCUCCUCAUUGCAGGUCAUGAUGAAAAUGGACCAAGCCUAUAUUACACAGAUCCUUCUGGUACGUUCUGGCAGUGUAGCGCAAAGGCUAUCGGUUCUGGUUCUGAAGGUGCAGAUAGCUCCUUGCAGGAGCAGUAUCGAAAGGAUUUAACUUUUCAAGAAGCUGAGACCAUAGCACUUUCCAUAUUGAAGCAGGUUAUGGAAGAGAAGGUGACCCCAAACAACGUUGACAUUGCAAAGGUUUCCCCAACCUACCACUUAUAUUCCCCAGCUGAGGUAGAGGCUGUCAUCAGUCGCUUGUAAGCAUGGUGCAGCUUUGUCUUUAGUGCUACUGAUAUCUCUGGAACUCUUUCUUUCUCCUUUGUUGACGUGAACUGUAGGCUACUGUUUCAGUUUGUUAUUUGAAUGUAUUCGUGUGCAUGCCCUAUUUGAGGUCCGAAGCGGGGCCUGUUCAGUACUGUAUUAGACUUGUCUUAUUAGAGGAUCUUGAUUCGGGUUGUUACACAAAUAAGAUAGGAACUUAGAGAAUUAUGGUUUUCCGAAUUUGCGUUUGAGACGCUAUAAAAUUGCUUUCGUUGAAUAUUUAUAUCAAAUCGCUCUUUUGUUAAACUUUGAUCAUCAAGAAAAUUUUUGCAAGCGCGGUGGUUUGUACA
Molecule: messenger RNA, 1293 nt
Organism: Amaranthus tricolor (Joseph's coat)
Lineage: Eukaryota; Viridiplantae; Streptophyta; Magnoliopsida; Caryophyllales; Amaranthaceae
Product: proteasome subunit alpha type-5
Exons: 10
Coding region: 230-943 (237 amino acids)
Biological process (GO): proteasome-mediated ubiquitin-dependent protein catabolic process
Cellular component (GO): proteasome core complex, alpha-subunit complex; nucleus; proteasome core complex
Source: RefSeq, a predicted model, not a curated record